AAUUGAUGACCCGCAUCGAUCGGCAAUUGGAACUUGUGACUGACCGAAAGUUAACUGUCAUUGCAACACCAGCAUCUUCAUGAUGUCAACAGAGUAGAUCAAGAGUAAAGUACGGAGACAUGGUAAGGGAGAGCGACCGAGCAGCGAAAGACAGAGAAGAUAGCGAUGAUCAACAGCGAUAAGAGAAAGCCGUCCCCCGCGCUGAGUAAUCAAUCCCCUCUUCGGCCUGCUACGCCUCCCGAAAAGGAAAGCGUCGCAAUUGCCGACGAUAAGGGAAAAAGCGCCAGAAAGCGAGUCAAUGGCGCAAUCUAAACCCCUCCCUCACAUCGACUCGGCAUUGACGCUCGACACUCUCAAUAUUGCUUCAUGUCUGCAACCUCACACUCACAGCUCACCAUGGGAGACGCACCGCUCACCCAGGACCGGAUCCUGAUCACCAACGCCAGCGACUUCGCGCCCGCUCUCCUCGAAGAGAUCCAGGCCAAGUUCGCCCACGCGGAUAUCACGUAUGUGAAGCUGGAGAACUUCACCCCGAUUCCCAGCGAAUACGCCCGAAGAGCCACCCACAUCGUGACGUUCAGCAACCUCCCCCACGUCGAGGAUGUGCCCAACGUCAAGCUCAUCCACUUCUUCUCCGCCGGCCUCGACCACAUCAUGACGCACCCGAUCGUGCAGACCACCAAAAUCCCGCUGACCUCCAGCUCGGGGAUCCACGGGCCCCCGAUCGCCGAGUGGGUGAUCAUGAACUGGCUCGUGGCGUCGCGGCGGUUCGUGAACAUCCACAAGAGCCAGGAACGCCACCACUGGGGCAAGUACGGCGAGUGGAUGAGCGGGGUCCACGACCAGGUGGGCCGGAAGGUCGGAAUUCUAGGGUAUGGGAGUAUCGGGCGGCAGAUCGGCCGCGUCGCCGCCGCCCUGGGCAUGCAGGUCCACGCCUACACGGCCUCGCCGCGGCCGUCGCCCGCCUCCCGCGUCGAUAGGGGCUACAUCGUGCCCGGCACGGGCGACCGCGACGGCACGAUCCCCGUCUCCUGGCACCACGGCACGGAUCGCGCCUCGAUCCACGCCUUCCUCGCCCUGGGGCUGGACCACCUCGUCGUCGCGCUGCCGCUGACCCCGCAGACCACGCAUCUGCUGGGCGCGGAGGAGUUCCGGCUGCUGGCGGCGCAUGCGGGUAGCAAACCCUUCGUGACGAACAUCGCCCGCGGCAAGAUCGUCGACCAGACGGCGCUGGUGGCCGCGCUGCACGAGGGCGUCCUCGGCGGCGCCGCGCUCGACGUCACCGAUCCCGAACCCCUGCCCGCUGACGAUCCGCUGUGGGAUGCGCCCAACGUGCUGAUCAGCCCGCAUAUCAGCGGGGCCGGGCUGGAGUAUAUCCCGCGGUCGUUGGAUAUCCUGAAGGAGAACCUGGGGCGGUUGGCGCGCGGGGAGGAGAUUUUGAAUGAGUAUAAACGCGGGAAGGGGUAUUAAACAUGCGGGACGGGGUAUCAAACCUUGCAUUCCCCCCAGAACUCAAUCUGCAGACAGAGAAGAUUAUAUGAUAGAUUCUUCCGUGUAAGUGUUGGAUUCAAUUAAGAUAUAUAAAAAUAGAUUACAUGAUCG
This is a messenger RNA of Aspergillus japonicus CBS 114.51, 1602 nucleotides long. Its product is annotated as D-isomer specific 2-hydroxyacid dehydrogenase family protein. The coding region runs from base 397 to 1470 and encodes 357 amino acids. The transcript has 4 exons. Lineage: Eukaryota; Fungi; Ascomycota; Eurotiomycetes; Eurotiales; Aspergillaceae. The record is from RefSeq and is a predicted model, not a curated record. Gene Ontology annotation, molecular function: NAD binding.